CUUCAUGCCUCAGAGCCAUUCAGAGUCACAUUGUUCUCUCGAAGCUGCACAUCUGUAGGAAUGAGAUAAGAGGAUUUAAAGUAAAACCAAAAAACGAAACAUCAGCAAGUCGCUGAAGGGAGAGCUGCUCGCUAUGGAGCCAAGGGCAUCAGUCACAUCCUUCAAGGACAUCCCAGUACGUCGAUGGAGCCUGCGUUCCAGCUGCAGUCUACCUUAUGGCUCUUUUGCAAACAGCCUUGCGUCUCUCACACCCGAUGCUGAGGAGAAACCUGCCAUAUCGCCCAAGCGCGCCUAUGUCACUAUGGUUGUGCUUUGCUACAUCAACUUGCUCAACUACAUGGAGCGGUACACAAUAGCAGGCGUCCUUGCAGAUAUUAAAAAAUUCUUUGAUAUAAACGACAGCAUGGCUGGACUUCUGCAGACAGUUUUCAUCUGCAGUUUUCUCCUUUUGGCCCCUCUCUUUGGUUACCUUGGCGACCGCUACAAUCGCAAAUACAUCAUGAUUGGUGGCUUGAGUGUCUGGCUUUUGACUGCAACCGCCAGCUCUUUUGUCAAUAAAUCGCAAUUCUGGCUUCUCGCCCUGCUGCGAGGCUUGGUCGGGACCGGAGAAGCCAGCUAUUCCACCGUCGCUCCCACCAUCAUAAGUGAUCUCUUUACUGGGGGCAAAAGGAGCAUCAUGAUCUGCAUCUUCUACAUCUUUAUCCCUGUCGGCAGCGGUCUUGGGUAUAUAACAGGGCGAGGCUUUGCAUCUCUCACAGGGGACUGGCACUGGGCUCUGAGGAUCACACCCAUCAUGGGCUCAGUGGGACUCAUUUUGAUGAUCGUUUUAUGCCCCAACCCGCCGAGAGGUGCUGCAGAAACCCACGGAGAGGGGGUGACGGAGCAGAGCUCUUACUUGGAGGAUGUCAAAUAUCUUCUGAAAAAUAAAAGUUACGUGUGGUCAUCGUUGGGAGUGACGGCCCUGGCCUUCCUCACCGGGGCGCUGGCUUUCUGGCUGCCUACCUUUUUGUCCCGAGCUCGUGUCUAUCAGAAACUCAGCGACAAACCAGGUGACUCCUCGGACAGUUACAUCUUUGGUGCCGUAACGGUGGCCACGGGCAUACUGGGCGGGGCUCUCGGCACUAGUUUAUCCAGACGGUUUAGGGACAAGGUGCCAAAUGCUGAUCCACUCAUCUGCGCCGUGGGCAUGCUUGGAUCAGUGCCGUGCCUCUUUAUCACCAUCUUUGUGGCAUCAGCAAGCAUUCCCGCCACUUACGUGUUCAUUUUCUUGGGCGAGCUGCUGCUCUCAUUGAACUGGGCUGUCUUGGCUGACAUACUGCUGUAUGUUGUCGUACCAACAAGGAGGGCGACAGCGGAGGCUCUACAGAUUACAGUGGGACAUCUCCUGGGUGAUGCUGGGAGCCCUUACUUAUUAGGAGUGAUCUCUGAUGCUAUAUACCCAGGUAGCCCCGAGAGGAACUUCGACAGUUUGAAGUACAGCCUGCUGCUCUGCCCCGUGGUCGGGAUUGUCGGGGGAGUGUUUUUCGUCAUUACUGCCAUCUAUAUUGCUGAAGACAGGAAAGCAGUGCAGCAGCUGCUUGGAGAGGAACCCCAACCACCGCAGCAUCCUGCACCUGAGCCCUCGGUGGAGCUGAGCAACAGGGGAAAUGUGUAAUCUCUUGCAAAAUGAGUCAUGCAAUGAAUGUAAAGUUAAGUUAUGAACCCCUGUUACAAAGACCAAACGGCUUUCAGUCUGUGCAGUGUUUAAUAGCCUUACCAUCUCUUUAACUCGUUUUUGUUUUUUUAAAUGAGAAUUCGUUUCAGUUUUCACCUCAGUGUAAUCUCACAAGAGAAGUUUGUCUUUUAAAAUGGUCACAUUGUUACCUCACAGCACUCUGCAGUAGACUUGAAACGUGAAUGCAGUUGUAUUUUUUCACUCUAAAUGUUGUUGGUUAUAUUUCUAUUAAAUUUUCAAG
Pelmatolapia mariae (spotted tilapia) is the source of this 1955-nucleotide messenger RNA. RefSeq names its product SPNS lysolipid transporter 3, sphingosine-1-phosphate (putative) (gene spns3). The record is from RefSeq and is a predicted model, not a curated record. Gene Ontology annotation, cellular component: membrane. The transcript is spliced from 13 exons. Gene Ontology annotation, biological process: transmembrane transport. Bases 134 to 1654 code for a protein of 506 amino acids. Gene Ontology annotation, molecular function: transmembrane transporter activity. Lineage: Eukaryota; Metazoa; Chordata; Actinopteri; Cichliformes; Cichlidae.